CUGAAUACUUCCGCUUUGAAGGAUCGCUCCGAGUUGAGUUGAACCUUAAACCAGUCCACAACAAACGGAAGAGAGAAGGGGAGCACGAAGGAGGGGGGCACAAUCUCCACCUAAACGGUAAGAACACCGUUUCUAGGGAUUCUGGUUGAUUUAAGGGUGCUGGGCACUCACAUCCAGCAGCAACAUGGGAGAACUCUUCAGAAGUGAAGAGAUGACGCUGGCUCAGCUCUUCCUCCAGUCAGAAGCUGCCUACUGUUGUGUCAGUGAACUGGGGGAGAUCGGGAUGGUGCAGUUUCGUGAUUUAAAUCCUGAUGUGAAUGUGUUCCAGCGAAAGUUUGUCAAUGAAGUACGGCGAUGUGAGGAGAUGGAUCGGAAGCUGAGGUUUGUGGAAAAAGAAAUUAAGAAGGCUAACAUCCCAAUAGUCGACACAGGAGAGAACCCUGAAGUCCCCUUUCCGAGGGACAUGAUCGACCUAGAGGCCACAUUUGAGAAGCUUGAAAAUGAGCUGAAGGAAAUAAACACCAACCAAGAAGCGCUGAAGAAGAACUUCCUGGAGCUGACUGAGCUCAAGCACAUUUUGCGUCGCACGCAGCAGUUUUUUGAUGAGAUGGAGGAUCCCAGUUUACUUGAAGAGUCAUCCACUCUCCUGGACCCCAAUGAGCCCACCAGAGUUGCUCCACUAAGACUGGGGUUUGUAGCGGGAGUCAUUGGCCGGGAACGUAUUCCCACAUUUGAGAGGAUGCUGUGGAGAGUUUGCAGAGGAAAUGUGUUUCUGAGGCAGGCGGAUAUCGAAGAUCCUCUGGAGGAUCCAGCAACAGGCGACCAGGUCCACAAGUCUGUCUUUAUCAUAUUUUUCCAAGGAGACCAGCUGAAGAAUAGAGUCAAGAAAAUCUGUGAGGGAUUCAGAGCAACAUUGUACCCAUGUCCAGAAACCCCCCAGGAGAGGAAAGAGAUGCUUGCAGGAGUGAACGCUCGCAUUGAUGACCUGCAAAUGGUGCUUAACCAGACUGAGGAUCACAGGCAGAGGGUCCUGCAGGCCGCAGCCAAGACAGUCAGAGUUUGGUUCAUCAAGGUGAGGAAGAUGAAGGCCAUCUACCACACCCUCAACCUCUGCAACAUCGAUGUCACUCAGAAGUGUCUGAUCGCUGAGGUGUGGUGUCCCGUCUCCGACCUGGACUCCAUCCAGUUUGCUCUGCGCAGGGGGACGGAGAAGAGCGGCUCCACCGUGCCUUCCAUUCUCAACAGAAUGCAGACCAAACAGACCCCACCCACCUAUAACAAGACAAACAAGUUCACCUCGGGCUUCCAAAACAUUGUGGACGCUUAUGGAAUCGGCAGCUACCGUGAGAUUAACCCAGCGCCAUACACCAUCAUCACCUUCCCCUUCCUAUUUGCGGUCAUGUUUGGUGACCUGGGCCAUGGGACGCUCAUGACCUGUGCUGCUCUGUACCUUGUGUUGAGGGAGAGCAGGCUGAUGGCCCAGAAGAACGAUAAUGAGAUAUUCAACAUGGUCUUUGCGGGGCGCUACAUCAUCCUUCUGAUGGGAGUCUUCUCAAUGUACACCGGCAUCAUUUACAAUGAUUGUUUUUCCAAAUCUCUAAAUGCAUUUGGCUCUGGAUGGAGUGUCAAACCCAUGUUCAUUCCUCAAAAAGGAGGCAACUGGACGUUUGACACACUCACUGGCAAUGCAGUUUUGCAGCUGGACCCAGUAGUAGAGGGAGUCUUCAACGGGCCGUACCCCAUUGGCAUCGACCCAAUUUGGAACAUUGCUGUCAACAAGCUGACAUUCUUAAACUCCUUCAAGAUGAAAAUGUCUGUUAUCCUGGGAGUCAUCCACAUGCUGUUUGGAGUCUCUCUGAGUCUCUUUAACCAUCUGUAUUUCCAGAAGCCGUUGAAUAUCUACUUGGGAUUCAUUCCGGAAAUCGUUUUCAUGGCCAGUCUGUUUGGCUACCUAGUCAUUCUAAUCUUCUAUAAGUGGGUCUCAUACGAUGCUCGGAGCUCCAGGGAUGCUCCCAGUCUCCUCAUUGCCUUUAUUAACAUGUUCCUCUUCAACUACGAUGACCCCAGUAACAAACCGCUCUACAGAGGACAGAUGGGUCUGCAAUCAUUCUUGGUGAUCAUCGCCUUGGCAUGUGUUCCCUGUAUGUUAAUAGUAAAAACUCUGGUUCUGCGGAGACAGUAUUUGUGGCGAAAGCAUCUGGGGACACAGAACUUUGGUGGAAUCAGGGUGGGCAAUGGACCCACUGAGGACGAGGCUGAAAUCAUCCAGCAUGAUCAACUUGCGCAGCAAUCCGAUGAAGAACCUGAGCGUUGCCUUUUGUCACCUGCUUUCAAGGCCCCUGAGGAGGAAGAGUUUAACUUUGCGGAUAUGGCAGUGCAUCAGGCGAUUCACACCAUCGAGUACUGCCUGGGCUGUAUCUCCAACACUGCUUCCUAUCUGAGGCUUUGGGCCCUCAGUCUGGCUCAUGCACAGCUGUCAGAGGUGCUGUGGACCAUGGUGAUGCACCUUGGCCUUUCCAGUAGGAGCCUUGGAGGAUUCAUCCUUCUCUCCUUAAUCUUUUGCUCCUUUGCUGUUCUCACAGUUGCCAUUCUUCUUAUUAUGGAAGGCCUGUCUGCCUUUCUGCAUGCACUGCGUUUGCAUUGGGUGGAGUUCCAAAACAAGUUUUACUCAGGCCAAGGCUUUAAAUUCCUCCCCUUCACCUUCGAAAGCAUCCUGGAUGGAAGAUUUGAGGAUUAAGAUGGCUCUUCUUCUUCUCUCAUCCCUUGAGAAACUGUGUGGUGUUGUAUAGUGAUUUUUUUGUGUGUGUGAUGCAGUUUCCACUUACCCCAGUGUUACCAUAAUUCUAUGAAUUACCCCACUCAUCAGACUGUCUGCCAGACUGCCAUUUAAUUUAAACUUUUCACUCUCAUUCAUUCCUCAAAAUAGCCUUGAGUGUAAUCUGUUGUCUUGUCUUAGUGAAGUCUUUUCAUUUUACCUGUGUUUUAUUUAGUUUCAUAUUAUUUAUGCUUUUUUUUUUUUCCUUUAUAGAACCUACAUUUUUCCUUUGUGGGAGUGUUGCACUCCGAAUCAAUUUCAAUGAGAUCUGCCAUUUGAUGACUGAUGAUAUUGACCAAUUUAGAGAGUGACAUAAGUGUUUCCUACUUUCUGAUACGUCGCCUCCAAACUGUUGUACACCCAUUGUCCUUGCCUCUCUAAAUAAGCAUUCUUUAUCAGCAUUCAUUAUCUUGUGCACUGAGCAGUUCAUCUGUUUUACUUCAACAACAAACCGCCACUUUGCAAACUGACCUCACACACAGAGCUAUACAGCUCCAAAGGGAAUACAGCUUAGCUUACAGGAUGUGAGCCAUUUCUUUGAGAAUGACAACAAACCGACUUCAUCAUCCUUCUGACUUUGCCAUAGAUAGCCGUUGCAUAUAUUUCUCUGUUCUCUCUGUCGUUCUAAAUGGAGGAAAAAAAGGAGAAUGUUUAGGCGUAGAGUAGGUGGAUGUUUGGUAGCAAUCCAGCGCACUGAAAUCAUUCGACAGUGUCAGUCUUGCUCUUGAUUUUGGUUACUUAUGCUAAUUUCAUGUAUGUUAAAAUUUCAAACGUUAUCUCCGCACUUACUGAAGGGAGUUAGAACGGCAAACAGCACACAUGUUAAUAUAGAGUUAAUAUAUCAGAGAUGGUCGAGCACCCCCAAUAAUUGUGCAUCUCUUCGUCAAUAAAGUGGAAAGAGCUGGUUUAAGUU
This is a messenger RNA of Stegastes partitus (bicolor damselfish), 3728 nucleotides long. RefSeq names its product V-type proton ATPase 116 kDa subunit a isoform 1. The transcript has 22 exons. Gene Ontology annotation, biological process: vacuolar acidification; proton transmembrane transport. Gene Ontology annotation, molecular function: proton-transporting ATPase activity, rotational mechanism; ATPase binding. Bases 185 to 2737 code for a protein of 850 amino acids. The record is from RefSeq and is a predicted model, not a curated record. Lineage: Eukaryota; Metazoa; Chordata; Actinopteri; Pomacentridae. Gene Ontology annotation, cellular component: vacuolar proton-transporting V-type ATPase, V0 domain; vacuolar proton-transporting V-type ATPase complex; plasma membrane.